AUGGAAGCAAGUUUGCUUCAGCAAUAUCAAAUUCAGCAGCAAGAUCCAUCAUGCGUGAAUAGAUGUACGCUGCAAUGCGUUGCGGAUCAGAUAGGACAAUGUCAAAAAUAUUGUCAACAAUCAUGUGGUCCUGCAACGAGUCAACAGUCACAAUAUUAUGGAACAUCCGCAUGGAAGAACGGUCCUGUUUACCUUAUGCCCGGAGCAACUACAUGGAAGAACGGUCCUCUUUACCUUAUGCCCGGAGGAACUUCAUAUAAUCCACGCCUGCAAUCUGGUGGGAUUACUGGUAGUCUGUCAAGGCGAUAUCAGAUGAUUGGACGACUUAAUGGAGUAAUGAGCGACAAUUCCAUGAAUGCAAUUUGUGUUAAAGUUUGCAUGCCCUCUUGCAAACCACAAUGUAUUGCUAACCCACCAGUUUUACCCGAACCUCUUCCAGUUGUUCCCCAGCCAAUGCCUGUUCCAGUUGCACCUCAACCUAUGCCUAUUCCAGUUGCUCCCCAACCAAUGCCUAUUCCAGUUGCUCCCCAACCAAUGCCUGUUCCAGUUCUUCCCCAACCAAUUCCUGUUCCAGUUGCUCCCCAACCAAUGCCCGCUCCAAUUACUCAAAGACCUGUCGUAUCACAACCCAGAAUCUGCACCGCAGUGUGUAUGCCCACAUGCAGUCAACAAUGCAUCAGCAAUCAGCUGCAACCUUCAUCCGUCGUACCUGAACCUGUUGUUGUUGCUCCUGAACCAGUUCCAGUUGUUCCUCAACCCAUGCCUGUUCCCGUUAUUCCUCAACCGAUGCCACGAAUCGUUGUGCCACAACCAAGGAUCUGUAUUGCCGUUUGCAUGCCUACAUGCAGUGAGCAGUGCAUUAUCAGCCAGAUAAACCGUCAAUCAUACAUUCAUUGA
Anisakis simplex (herring worm) is the source of this 897-nucleotide messenger RNA. The record is from the annotation of a GenBank genome assembly. Lineage: Eukaryota; Metazoa; Nematoda; Chromadorea; Rhabditida; Anisakidae.